Penicillium manginii is the source of this 576-nucleotide messenger RNA. RefSeq names its product peroxiredoxin family protein. Bases 1 to 576 code for a protein of 191 amino acids. Gene Ontology annotation, molecular function: thioredoxin peroxidase activity. The transcript is spliced from 5 exons. Gene Ontology annotation, biological process: hydrogen peroxide catabolic process; cellular response to oxidative stress; cell redox homeostasis. Gene Ontology annotation, cellular component: cytosol; cytoplasm; peroxisome. Lineage: Eukaryota; Fungi; Ascomycota; Eurotiomycetes; Eurotiales; Aspergillaceae. The record is from RefSeq and is a predicted model, not a curated record.
AUGUUCGCCGCUCGUCGUCUCGCUACUCGUGUCCCUCGCGCCGGUGUCGCGCCCUUCCACAGCACCGCGCCCGCCUUCGUCCAAAAGGGCGACGCUAUCCCCAACAUUGACCUGGUCGAGAACUCCCCCGGUAACAAGGUCAACCUCGCCAAGGAGCUUUCAGGCAAGGGUGUCAUCGUCGGCGUUCCGGCAGCAUUCACUUGGGACAUCAUGUUAACCACCUUCGCGCAACCAGGCCCCGCCUGCUCGGCCAGCCACAUCCCCGGCUACAUCAAUCACCCCAAGCUCAAGGAGGCCGGCCCGGUCUUUGUCGUGGCCGUGAAUGACCCCUUUGUGACCAAGGCGUGGGCCGACUCCCUUGAUCCCCAGGCCAAGUCUGGUGUCCGCUUCCUGGGUGACCCGUCCGGCCAGUUCACCGAGGCUCUUGACCUGAGCUUUGACAGCGCCGCUAUCUUCGGUAACAACCGCAGCAAGCGUUAUGCAUUGCUGGUGGAGAACGGCAAGGUGAAGGAGGCUUUUGUGGAACCUGACAACAUCGGUCUGAACGUCUCCGCCGCCGAGAAGGUGCUCGCUUAG